AUGUCGGCCGCAGACGCCUCGAACCCUAUCACCUCGGUUGCGUCCAACCCGAUCACUUCGGUGGCUCCCGGAUAUGCUGCUCCUGGUAUCUACUCCAACCAGGCCCUGCUGUCCCGACUGAACCUCGACCUGCGGGGGCGCAUCUUUCCCGUGGAGCGCGAGACGCUCAUGCUCCUGCCCGAGAGCGUGCUGCUUGGUCUCUUCCCGCAGGGUCUGAUCCUCUCAAAGCCGGCGUCGUGGGACGGCGGAGACGACGGAGUGUUCACCGUUGACUUCGACCCCGACUGUUUCCAGUACAUCCUCGACUUCUGGGCGGACGCCCAGGCUUCGUUCUACGGAACGCCCACGAGCCCGGGCCUGUUCCACGCGCAGCAGAACAUGCCGCCGUCGCCGACGUCUGACCCGCACGCGGACGUGAGCCAGAACCCGCUCCUAACCAAGCAGGCGAUCAUCGUCCUGCGCGAGGAGCUCGAGUACUUCAGCAUCACGACGCCGGGGGCGCCCGAGCGCGUCGACGAGCACGGGCUCGCGAACGAGGAGCUCCGCGCGCUCAAGCGCGCCGCCGGCGAGGCGCUUGCGUCUAAGCGCCAGAUCUUCACUGCUCUCCAGCGUAACGUGAACAAGGAGAACAACCAGGCCGAGCAGCACCUGAUUGACAUGCUGUGCAUGUCGGGCUUCAACCGCGACGACGAGUGGGGCUUCCGCGCGUGCGAGCCGAAUCGCAACGUCAUCUCGUCCAUGGCGCUCGUCCUUCUCAAGACCGGCAUCAUUCACCCGGGCAUGGAGGGCGCGCCCGCCGACCUCACUGUCCCCAUCAUCGACGACAAGCAGAUGGGUACCGCCCAGAAGCUGCUGUUAUUCUGGAGGAAACCCGCACGCAAGUGUUGGUGGGACGGCGUCGAGGUUGACGUGCCUGUUUCCGAUGGCUCCUUGAGGAGCGUCAAGUGCUGGGCCCGUCGAGUCUGGACGCUCGAGCUCGCGCUGAUUUAA
Molecule: messenger RNA, 990 nt
Organism: Trichosporon asahii var. asahii CBS 2479
Lineage: Eukaryota; Fungi; Basidiomycota; Tremellomycetes; Trichosporonales; Trichosporonaceae
Exons: 3
Coding region: 1-990 (329 amino acids)
Cellular component (GO): nucleus
Molecular function (GO): RNA binding
Source: RefSeq, a predicted model, not a curated record